Messenger RNA from Hevea brasiliensis (rubber tree), 894 nucleotides. RefSeq names its product transcription factor MYB30. Lineage: Eukaryota; Viridiplantae; Streptophyta; Magnoliopsida; Malpighiales; Euphorbiaceae. The transcript has 3 exons. The record is from RefSeq and is a predicted model, not a curated record. The coding region runs from base 69 to 836 and encodes 255 amino acids.
AGGUACUUGGAAAAUUUGAACUGCUUGAAAGACAUUGAAAAGAGAGAGAUAGAGAGAGAGAAAGGAAAAUGGUGAGAACUCCUUCCUGUGAUAAAUCUGGAUUAAAGAAAGGUACUUGGACUCCUGAAGAAGACAGAAAGCUAAUGGCUUAUGUUACUAGGUAUGGCUGUUGGAAUUGGCGCCAACUGCCCAAAUAUGCAGGAUUGUCAAGGUGUGGGAAGAGUUGCAGGUUGCGGUGGAUGAAUUAUCUGAGGCCAAAUAUUAAGAGAGGGAAUUAUACUAAAGAAGAAGAGGACACCAUCAUUCGCUUGCAUGAAUCAUUAGGGAACAGAUGGUCUGCUAUUGCUGCCCAGUUACCAGGGAGAACUGACAACGAAAUAAAGAACCACUGGCACACCAACCUCAAGAAACGAAAGCAAAAGGACUCUGCAAAAUCAGACUCAUGUGGUCUUUCUCGAAAUAAAAAGAGUCAAAAGGAAGACACUAAAGCAAAUAGAAUUGAGACAGUAAAUCCUGCAACAACUCAAAUUAUGGAAAGCUUCCCAUUGUCCCCCAAACAAUCUACAAGUGAUUUCUCAUCCUUGACCGCAGAUAACAUAGCUGUAACCAGCAGCAGCUGCAGUGACUUAAAAUGUGAAGAUGAAUUUGCUUUCUUGGAGGCAUACGAGGCACCUAGUGGAAAUUUUUGGACAGAACCAUUCUUGGCUGACAAUUACUACAUGCCUAGUGAAUUCUUGACGCCACUGGUAGACCCUCUUUCUCCACUUAGUGAUGGAGAACUAUUAUGCUCUUAUGGUGUGUAUGAACAAUAUGGAGUACUGAAUUGGCAAUUAUAACUCGUUACAGAAUGUAAAAAUUGUUUUGAUUCCCAUAAAUUUUUUGCAUUGCUUCUUA